CGGGCUGGCCGCUUCCUGCGGCACGUCGAGCGCGUCGUUCGCAAGGAGCAGAGCGCGUUUCGCGACAUCUCGUGCUCGAGCUACCUCGGCCUGCCUCCCUGCGGCGCGUCUUGCGCGACGUUCGCAGCGGCAGCAUGCCCGAGUUCUACAAGCGGCCGCUGCCCGACUCGUGCGUCGCGUUCGACUCGAAAGAAGGCCGCGCCCACUUCGAGAGCGCGCUGUCCUCCGGCGGCCUCGAGAACUUCUUCGUGCUGGCUCCCCAGUUUCAAACGCAGAACGAGCCCGCCUUCUGCGGCCUCGCGACGCUGGCGAUGGCGCUGAACGCGCUCCAGGUCGACCCGGGCCGCGUCUGGAAGGGCGUCUGGAGGUGGUACGACGAGAGCCUGUUGUCGUGCUGCAAGCCGCUCGUCGACGUCGAGAAGGAGGGCAUCGUCCUCGAGGAGUUCGUGUGCCUCGCGCGAUGCAACGGCCUGGAGGCGGCGCUCGCGCGGCCCGACGCCGGCGGCUUCCCCGUGGCCGCGUUCCGCGACGCCGUCGCGGACGCGUGCGCGCGGACCGACGUCGUCCUCGCCGCGAGCUACAGCCGGAAGACGCUCGGGCAGACGGGCGACGGCCACUUCUCCUGCGUCGGCGGCUACGACCGCGCCUCGGACGCGGUGCUCCUGUUGGACGUGGCCCGCUUCAAGUACCCGCCGCACUGGGUGCCGCUCCCGCUCCUCCUCGACGCGAUGGGCCGGCCGGACGCGGCGACGGGCCGGCCGCGCGGCUGGAUCCGGCUGACGCGCGCCGCCGAGGCGUGGGACUGCCCGGGCUGCGAGAGGACCAAGGCCGCGACGAUCCUCGACCGCGUCACCGCGGGCGAGGCCGCGAAGCACACGGGCCUCUCCGCCGGCGCGCCGCGCGCCGAGCGCCCGUCGGCGCUCCGCCUCGCGGCCGCCGCCGUGCCGCUCGCGCUGAUGGUCGCGUGGCGCGCCCGACGAGGCCGGUAAGGCGUGUGUGGUAGG
This is a messenger RNA of Aureococcus anophagefferens, 1004 nucleotides long. RefSeq lists its product as hypothetical. Gene Ontology annotation, biological process: phytochelatin biosynthetic process; response to metal ion; detoxification of copper ion. The transcript has a single exon. Bases 135 to 989 code for a protein of 284 amino acids. The record is from RefSeq and is a predicted model, not a curated record. Lineage: Eukaryota; Pelagophyceae; Pelagomonadales; Pelagomonadaceae. Gene Ontology annotation, molecular function: glutathione gamma-glutamylcysteinyltransferase activity; metal ion binding.